CAUUCCAUAUCGCCUCCUUGAAGCCCUCCAACGGCGCAGAUAUUUCCUUGCUUUUUUAGGCAAAAUGUUGAAAAACUGGUGAUAAUAAAAAGAAGCCCUGUUUAGCUAUAAAGGGAAGCCCCAUCCUUUCUCCUCCCUUUCUCUUUCUUACCUGUCCCCCCCUCCCCUCUCCUGGCUCUCGCUCUCUCUCUCUCUCUCAGUUCUUUCUCGGACGGGUGUCUGUGCGUGGCUUUUGAUCGGUCAUCACCUGAGGCCGCGUCUGCAAGCAAGUGAAGAAGGAGGACAAGGAAUAUGGCGAGAGAGAAGAUCAAGAUCAAGAAGAUAGACAAUGUGACGGCGAGGCAGGUGACGUUUUCUAAGAGGAGACGAGGGCUUUUCAAGAAAGCCGGAGAGCUGUCGGUCCUGUGCGAUGCCGAGGUCGCUGUCGUCAUUUUCUCGGCUACCGGCAAGCUCUUUGAGUACUCCAGCUCCAGCAUGAAGGACACUCUUGAGAGGUACACCCUCCACCACAAUAAUCUUGAGAAUAUGGACCAACCUUCUCUCGAGCUGCAGGUACUCUCUCUCAGAUCUGAGCUGGAGCAUAGCAAUAACAUGAGGUUAAGCAAGGAAGUGGCAGAAAAGAGCCAUCGACUCAGGCAGUUGAGGGGUGAGGAUCUUCAAGGACUGAAUAUAGAGGAGCUGCAGCAAUUGGAGAAGAUGCUUGAAGCUGGACUUAACCGUGUGCUGGUGACCAAGGAAGAACGAAUUAGGACUGAGAUCACUGAUCUAGAGACAAAGGGAGCAGAGUUGAUUGAAGAAAACAAGAUGUUAAAGCAGACAAUGACUACAUUGACCAAAGGAAAGCGGCAUAUUGUCACGGAGCCAGAUGUUGCACUUCCGGAGGAAGGGGUGUCAUCCGAGUCUGCUACCAAUGUGUGCAGCUGCAAUUCCGGCCCUCCUUUGGAAGAUGAUGGCUCUGAUACAUCCCUCAAACUUGGGCUUCCUUUCUGAAAGCUUAACUUGGAGAGUAACUGAUGAUUCAAAGGGAUCUCAGUUUCUUAUAAUUACAAGAACCUUCAAUGUGUAGUCGUUAAUGGUUAUCUCGACGGAUGUAUAAUAGUGCCUGUAACUAUUUUUCCAUUCCCAGAAGCUUUGAUAUGUUGUAUGUAUGCUUUAACAUGAGUGAUAAAUGUUUAGUGAAUAUAUAUUACUAUAUAGUUGGCUCCACCUUUUGGAGAAAUUUAAAUAUUAUCAAGCAUCGA
This is a messenger RNA of Eucalyptus grandis, 1241 nucleotides long. Its product is annotated as MADS-box protein SVP. Gene Ontology annotation, cellular component: nucleus. The record is from RefSeq and is a predicted model, not a curated record. The coding region runs from base 292 to 990 and encodes 232 amino acids. Gene Ontology annotation, molecular function: RNA polymerase II cis-regulatory region sequence-specific DNA binding; DNA-binding transcription factor activity, RNA polymerase II-specific; protein dimerization activity. The transcript has 9 exons. Lineage: Eukaryota; Viridiplantae; Streptophyta; Magnoliopsida; Myrtales; Myrtaceae. Gene Ontology annotation, biological process: positive regulation of transcription by RNA polymerase II.